AUGCUGAAUAUGCUGUUGUUGAGUUGGGGGGUGCUGCAGGGAAUCCAGACCAUCCUCACCUCUGACCUCAGCAGCAGUCACCUGUCAGAGAUGCACCGCAGUCUGGAUGGGGCAGACAGGUCCAGCUACCCUAGCCUUCUGCGGAAAGUCAAGGAGGCACCCGUGGGACCCGCAGGGACUUUACCAAGGCCUGGGUUUGACAGGAUGGCUAUGGAGCUCCGCGUAGCUGAUGAGGACCUCAUAAAGGAAGCCAGUGUACUGGAGCCAGAGGUGUUGUCUGCUGCACUGGAGGCUCAGGGCCGAGAGGAGCGCUCUCCACGCAGAUGCGUCCGCCUGCUGGAAUCCUGCCUUGGGCACCAGCUCCCUUGCUGUGAUCCUUGUGCCACCUGCUACUGCCGCUUCUUCAAUGCCUUUUGCUAUUGCAGGAAAAUCAAUGCCACAUUCCCAUGUGGCAAGAACUAG
This is a messenger RNA of Gopherus evgoodei (Goodes thornscrub tortoise), 462 nucleotides long. RefSeq names its product agouti related neuropeptide (gene AGRP). Lineage: Eukaryota; Metazoa; Chordata; Testudines; Testudinidae. The record is from RefSeq and is a predicted model, not a curated record. The coding region runs from base 1 to 462 and encodes 153 amino acids. Gene Ontology annotation, cellular component: extracellular region. Gene Ontology annotation, molecular function: type 1 melanocortin receptor binding; neuropeptide hormone activity. The transcript is spliced from 3 exons. Gene Ontology annotation, biological process: hormone-mediated signaling pathway; adult feeding behavior; positive regulation of feeding behavior.